Molecule: messenger RNA, 4575 nt
Organism: Echinococcus granulosus
Lineage: Eukaryota; Metazoa; Platyhelminthes; Cestoda; Cyclophyllidea; Taeniidae
Exons: 19
Coding region: 1-4575 (1524 amino acids)
Source: RefSeq, a predicted model, not a curated record
AUGUGUACAAUCAUAGCAAGUAUUAAGCGUUUGGAAUCACAUUUCGCCGUCACCGUAACUGAGGUAGAGAAAAUAGUAGAAGAUAUUAACUAUAUGAGAACUCAUGAUCUUCCUAGGAUAUAUGCGCCAUUAUAUUUACCCCAUUCCCUGAGCUACAAUCUUCAAAUGACCUAUCGGGAUGGAAAUCUUGCAAACGUUCCUGUGAGUCUUUUGGUCGAGGGCGAUAUAAUCAAUUUGCGACCUGGUCAAACAAUUGGUUGUGACUGUAUUCUAGUGACUGAAGCGCCUGAUGAAGGUUCAGUGAGAUAUAGUGCCGGUGAUAUUUUUUUACCUCACCUCGCAAAAGACCUCACCAAUCGAAGCCCUUACCCUUCGAUGCAUUUGGUAGACAACUCCCACCUAGCAGUCGUCACUGCUUCACCAGUCAUUGAACAGAUUAAAAACAUCCUGAAGCAGAAGGCCCAUAAUAAAAAAACCCAGAUACAAAGCACAUCAUCGUUUGUAUUCCUCAGAGGUUCUGUAUUCUGUUCACUCAUGAUGGCGUCAGUCACCUUUAUCCUUGGAAUCAUAAUUUCGUCCAUAAGAGUCUUCGUGCACAAUCGCUUGAUGCUGAUAUCGGUCGGUACUAUGUGGGCUGUUACAAUGAGUGCUUUUCUUCUUAUCACUGCAAUCAGUCUAUUUGCUCCACUUAUAUGGAUUCUAACUCUUGGAAUGAGUGUCGCCCACCUUCGUAAGUACGCGAGGUCCUGUGGACUCACAAACAGAAAAAUGAAUUCGUCCUCCACUCGUGGCCUUUCAUUGCUGCGAAAUUUGGUGAAAACUGUUCUCGUUCAGCCUGAUUCGCGUAUGGAGCAGCUACUGUUACACCUCGGUCGAAUCAGUAGAAUGUGUUUUGUAGAUAAAAAGGGGAUAAUAAGUCUUCCAAUUCCUACACCAGAGAAACUCUUCUUCUUUCGUGAGCGCCAAAACCGACAUCGUAAAGCAAUGCGCACGCGUUCUCUUGGCCCCAACCCCAUUCCCCCAUCAAAUGAAUUUCUUGCUCCUCCACCACCCACCUCGAGCUCUUUCGGCACAUCCAGAAGCCCUAUUAAGGCGCGAAACAUCAUUUCCUGCCAUGCCGUCGAAAGCCGCUUCUGGAGAUCGCGGGGCCCACGCAGCUCCCUUCUAAACGACCCAUGUGUUCCAGAAAUCCUCAAUAUCAACUCUCCGCCCGAUUAUCUUUACAAGCCUCACUUCGAAUCUCCAAAAUGGGGUAGAUAUUUGGACUGCCUCAAGCCGAUCGGCCUCAAUCUCCUGCUAAACAACUGUCAACCCCUGACUCGCGAGCACUACGCGGCUUUUGCGGACCACCUCACGCGAAUAACAGCCGUCAGUCAGCAGUACUUUGCAAAAGACGGAUCUCAAAGCAAGGCUGAGGCAGUUGCGGUAGUGAAUAAUCGCUGUCUUUGUGGUCUCGCCUACCAUAUGGGCUUUCGAUCUUCUGUGCUGCAACAUUACUCCCUUGCGGCCAGUUUAGGCAUCUAUAAGGCGAUAGAAAAGACCGAUAACUGCUUAAUUCGACCCAAAUCUGGCGCAUUCAACAGCGGACAGAAGGAAAACUUGCUGUAUUUCCGAAGUCAGGCUCUUCGAAUACAGGAGGCUUAUGCUUCAGUACCCAAGGAUAACUCGACUGAGCCCAUACCUGUACCUUACUGCUUCUGCACAAUCUACCGCGAAGCUGUGAGUUGUGGGUAUCACGUGAUGACCCAGGGUUCUGGCGACUUGGUCACAGCCCUGUGCACCAAUUUUUGGAAUGGUCGUGAACUUCUAUCUCUCAUGGACUCUGAACGCAGCAAAAUGCUCGAUUUCUAUAACCUGAAUGUCUCUACAAGCUACUGUUUGGCUUUUGCCUACAUGCCGCUCUUGCAGUCAACUCCCCUGGUGCAAGACAAUCGGCCAGAUGGUGAUCGUGCUAAUCGGGCGCCCUUCCCCGUCCUCAAAUUGCCCGUGAACUUCGAGUUAAGAAGCCGACUGACCACACGACCCUCCUCAACAUCCACAGUCCGCCCCACUGAUGUGCUCUUUGAUUCUCUUGAGUCUGUCCAACACUAUCCGAAACGGCGGCUUACUAGAAACGCGUUUCCCCCCAACCCCUCAAUCGCGGGUAGUUCGGGUGAGGGGCCUCGGAAGGUCAGUAAUAUCGAUAAGAAGCAGAAACUGAGAACCAGACUCCCCCGAGUAGCUUUCAGCUGUGGGUCCUUGCCUCGCCUGGCCUGUCAAACCAACAGUUCGACAAGCACAGCCUCCGAAUUCCCCGCUGAUUCAGCCGCUCUACAGGACGCUUUCAGUAAGCAAAUCUUCCUCGGAAUGGUAAGUCUGCAGUACCAGGCGAUGCCGGGCAUUGUCGAGACUAUUCGCAAACUAAACCAGGCCUGCAUCCGCUUCGUGCACUUCUCUCAGGUUCACAAGAAUCUGACACUUCGUACUCAAUUAUAUCAUAACACGAAGCCUUAUGAGGUUGUGUUCAGUGAGAGGAGUCAGAAGUUGAGUCGAGAGCUUUCUCUUCCACAGGACAACCAGCUGCGCAGUCGGGUGUUCGCGGAGCGAUUGGGCCUGGAGGCGGACUGGAACUGCCACAUAUCGCUGGCGGAUCCGCCACCGGAAGUCAGUCGGACAACUUCACAGGGCACCCGCACUGGACACCUUACCUCUGUCCCAUCUCGCACCUCUUCUAUUGGUACUGGUCUGUUGCGAAGGCCAAAUGUCUCGCUCGGCCACGGCGGAGUCGCGGUUCUUAAGCAGCCCUAUUCUCUCAGCUCGCCAAACGUGGCUCGUGUAGGUGUUCAAAUUAAGAAGCGAUCGGUGGUGGCAGAGCCCGUGGUGGCGGAGGCCGUGUCCAAUUCCUCCAUGCCUUUGGUGGGGGGUGAAGAUGGUGACAUGGCCACUAGCGGCCUCUGGAUAGGUUUUGAUAUGGACACGGAGGUCUCAGAUGAUCGGGUUCAGUGGUCUCCUCCAAAUGCCAGCACGAAGGCUUCUAACGCCUCGUUGAACAUCGUUCCCGAAGAGGCGAGAAAGUCAUUUGCCUUCGAAGACUCCGUUUUUUUAAGCUCCUCCUCCUCAUCAUCAUCAUCCGAUGUCAAAUCCGUCGACGCUGAUUCGCAAGAGGGAUUGAAAGACCAUCCACAGCUCGAGGAAGAUGCUUACAACUAUGUCUUUGCUAACAAGUCCAGGUUACCUUCCGGCAUCAGAAAUAUUCGGUCUCACCUGGAGAAUGUUGACAAUGUGCCUCUCAAAGUUUCCCUCUUCACUGACUGCACACCAUCAGCCGUUGGUGAGAUGAUUGGAAUAAUGCAGGAGUAUGGCGAGACGGUGUGUGUGGUGGGGAGUUGUCUGUCAAUGACGAAUGCGGAGCUCUUCUGUCGCGGUGACACCGCGAUCGCCCUCUUCCCCCUCCUGCCACGUGUCUGUGGCCACGAGCCCAUAGCACCAGUCGUAGGGGCGAAAGAGUUGAAUACAGGCGACAUGACGGACUGCGCCAGUUUGCCCCUCCUCAAUCUCGCGGGGCGCCUCGUUGCUCUUGGUGCCGCCCUCAUCUCUCGUGCCUCUCUUGCCGACUUUGAUAUUCUUCAGCUCGUCUCGCAGGCUCAUGCCUCAGUCAACAACAUCCACCUCUGUAUAACCUUUGCCAUUGCCUCCUCCUUCGCCGCCGCACUUUUCUACCUCCUUUCACUCGCCUUUCUGCCAGCCUUUCCAGUACAAUUUGGUCCGAUGGGCUCCACCCAACCGCCUGACACUUUAGUGUGGCUUCCACCCGUCCUAUUGGGCGCCACUGGACCAAUGGAAGCAGCUGGUGGUGCGGUUGUGGGCCAUAUCGCCAUUGGUGGACAGGUGCUGUGGCUUACUGUGGCCGUUAUUCCAUGCCUCGCCACUAGCAUUUUCGGCAGAACCGUGGAAAGAAACCACCCCCUUCAGCAACCACCCGUGAAACGCAAUGAAAUGUUUAGUCGUGAACGAAUACUUCGACUACUGUGGGUGACUGCAGCGCGCUUUCUUCCCUCCGUGGUGAUAUGCUGGGCCGUGAGUCUUAUCCAAACCUUCAUCACCUGCCCCACAUACAUUGACCACCGUCUCGUCUGCCUACCGCACUCCCUUCUCAACCCAGUCUACGCGAAUGUAUCUUUAGCCAAGCUUCCUGAAUACGCGACAGUUCUACUGAAUGUGACUAUUUCACAGGAAAUACCCUUUUUCCUUCUCGUCACCUACCUAGUGCUCAUAUCAUUCAGUUACGCAAACUCGGGUCAAUGGAUUCACCACUGGCGGAUUAGUACAAACCUGCCAUGGCUUAUUUUGUCCGUAAUCAUAUUACUAGCUCACACAAUUUACCUUGCCAUCAUUCUUCUCUGCAAUGACAAAGUCCUAACUGGUGAGCAACAUCGCUAUUUGCUGGUCACACUGGCCUGUGGCCUUCUCUGGUGCCCGAUUCUGCUUCUCGUGAACGAAAUCAUUAACUGGAAGGAACGCGCGAUCACCAACGCGGAGGACCGAUUCGCUAAACUAUUUUUCGACACCAAACUGGGAAUGUACUCCCCUGUCUAG